CAAGGCUCCAACCAUGAUCACCUCCACCACUUCUGCUGACACCCUUAACGAUGCCCAAUUCUCCAAUCGACAUUUGACGGCAUUACCUGAUCAAAACAAUGAAGCAGCGCAUGCUAACGUACCCUUUUUACUCCAACCAUCAUAUGCAAUGUCAAAAUCCUUACUCUUCGAUGAACUACGCAAUUUUCGAAUAAGCCUCAAAUGGUGCGCCCUUGAUCACUCCUCUUGCAUAGGAAAAUUUAUAUCAUAUUUCACAUUCAUAUUCUUCACUAUUAUUGUCCCCACCAUAAGCUCCCUCUCUAUUAAAGUCCCAUCCUCAUCAGCAGCAUCUGAUGACCCCAUAUCUUUCAACAACCUGGUGCAGUUUCCUGAGUCUGGCUUGGCUCUAAUGGCUUUCUUGACCCUAUCCCGUUUCUUUAGAAGGUAUAGCCUGCGCCAGCUCUUAUUCCUGGAUGGGCUACAAGACGAUUCUUUGUUUGUCAGACGUGGAUACUCUCGGGAACUUGAUAAGGCUUUUCGUUACCUAGCAUGCAUUCUACUGCCAUCCUUUUUUGUGGAACUGGCACACAAAAUCAUCUUCUUCUCUUCAGUGAAAAUAUCAUUACCUUGCAUGAGUUCAGGUGUUCCGAUGAAUUCUAUCAUGUUUGUGUUGGUGUUGGCAUCGUGGGUUUACAGGACAGGCGUUUUCCUGUUGGUCUGCGUUCUAUUUCGGCUGACUUGUGAGCUCCAAAUACUCAGAUUUGAAGGGUUUCAUAAGUUGUUCGACGGAUGCGAAUCGUAUGCUGGUGUCAUAUUCAGGGAGCAUGUUAGGAUUAAGAAACAGUUGUCUGUUACAAGCCACAGAUAUCGGUUCUUUAUCAUUGCUUGUUUGGUUACCAUUACCAUUAGUCAACUGGGAGCAUUGUUGCUGGUUCUGGCAUUCAAGUCUGACAAAACUUUCGUCAAUUCAGGGGACCUUGUGAUUUGUUCAGUGGUUCAGUUAAGUGGCUUCUUCCUAUGCAUACUGGGAGCAGCUAGAAUCACACAUAGAGCUCAAGGCGUCGUGUCCAUAGCAACUAGAUGGCAUAUGAUCGUGACAUCUUCAUCCGCCAGAUCAGACCAAGGGAAAUGCAUUGUCCCGGAGGUUGAUGAGACUCUAGUAUCCAAAUCCGCUGUUACUGAUGCCGAUUCGUCAGACAUUUUGGUCUCGACUUCCUCACAGAAUCCAUCGUCUUUCCAAACCAGGCAGGCAUUUGUGGCAUAUUUGCAGCACAACAACGGAGGAAUCACACUGUUCGGAUUUGCACUUGAUCGCGGAUUGCUUCACACACUCUUUGCAUUUGAGUUCUCUUUGGUGCUGUGGAUUCUGAGCAAAGUGGUGGUUCUGUCUUGAACGAGUCUGUUGGAGUUGAUGAGAUUUAAUAGGUAAAAAUUCUAUGUGAACAAUUACAGAAAAGAGCUAUACCUAAAUAUGGAGUAAGUAUGGCGUUAGUUUAUAAAAGAAAGCAAUAUUUCCCUAUAAGAAGGGAGAGGUUGCUGCUGGAAAAAUAAGAGAGAGUAGAGAGAAUUAGAGAGGGCUGGAAAGAGAGUUUGAGAGAGUUAAGAAAAUGAGCAAGAAAAGGAAAAAAAAAAUCUUUGAAUUUAUAUAUGUAAAUCCUAUGUUUUUGUAAUAAAUUUAUGUUUUUCUUUCUCAUA
Hevea brasiliensis (rubber tree) is the source of this 1674-nucleotide messenger RNA. RefSeq lists its product as uncharacterized. Bases 14 to 1372 code for a protein of 452 amino acids. The record is from RefSeq and is a predicted model, not a curated record. The transcript is spliced from 3 exons. Lineage: Eukaryota; Viridiplantae; Streptophyta; Magnoliopsida; Malpighiales; Euphorbiaceae.